This is a messenger RNA of Cervus elaphus (red deer), 3566 nucleotides long. RefSeq names its product atlastin GTPase 2 (gene ATL2). NCBI's taxonomy places the organism in Eukaryota, Metazoa, Chordata, Mammalia, Artiodactyla, Cervidae. The record is from RefSeq and is a predicted model, not a curated record. Gene Ontology annotation, biological process: protein homooligomerization; endoplasmic reticulum organization. Gene Ontology annotation, molecular function: GTP binding; GTPase activity. The coding region runs from base 160 to 1854 and encodes 564 amino acids. The transcript is spliced from 13 exons.
CCUUGAGCAGGGGCUGCAGACCCAGGGCGAGGGGAGGUCGGCGGCGGCGCGGCUGUGUCCUCGGGAGCUCCGGACGCGCCCGGGCGACCUGUCACCCGGCCGGCACUCGCUGCCCUGUGUCUCGCGCGCGGAGAGGGAGGAAGGGUUAACCAGGUCGUGAUGGGCCCGGCGGUGGAGGAGGACGCGCAGCGCGCGGGAGGAGCAGACACCUUGCUGCCAGGUGAGAAUUAUGAAGAUGAUGACCUAGUAAACUCAGAUGAGGUUAUGAAGAAACCAUGUCCAGUACAGAUUGUUCUUGCACAUGAAGAUGACCAUAACUUUGAGCUUGAUGAAGAAGCUUUGGAGCAGAUAUUACUACAGGAGCACAUACGAGAUCUAAACAUAGUAGUGGUGUCCGUGGCAGGAGCUUUUCGUAAAGGGAAAUCAUUCCUACUGGACUUCAUGCUUAGAUAUAUGUAUAACAAGGAUUCUCAGAGUUGGAUUGGUGGAAACAAUGAACCAUUGACUGGCUUUACAUGGCGAGGUGGUUGCGAAAGAGAAACUACAGGCAUACAAGUCUGGAAUGAAGUAUUUGUGAUCGAGAGACCUAAUGGAACAAAAGUGGCUGUGCUGCUAAUGGAUACCCAGGGUGCCUUUGAUAGCCAGUCAACGAUCAAGGAUUGUGCCACGGUGUUUGCUCUGAGCACGAUGACCAGCUCUGUUCAGGUAUAUAAUUUGUCUCAAAAUAUUCAGGAAGAUGAUCUUCAACACUUGCAAUUAUUUACAGAAUACGGCAGACUUGCAAUGGAAGAAAUCUACCAGAAACCAUUUCAGACAUUAAUGUUUUUGAUUCGAGACUGGAGUUAUCCUUAUGAACAUUCAUAUGGUUUGGAAGGUGGCAAACAGUUCCUUGAAAAGAGAUUGCAGGUAAAACAGAAUCAACAUGAAGAGCUGCAGAAUGUAAGGAAGCACAUUCACAAUUGUUUCUCAAAUCUUGGUUGCUUCCUUUUGCCACAUCCUGGUCUUAAAGUUGCAACUAAUCCUAGUUUUGAUGGGAGAUUGAAAGAUAUUGAUGAAGAGUUUAAAAGAGAGCUUCGAAAUCUGGUUCCAUUGCUCCUUGCCCCAGAAAAUUUGGUAGAAAAAGAGAUAAGUGGAUCUAAAGUCACUUGUAGAGAUCUUGUAGAAUACUUUAAGGCUUACAUCAAAAUUUAUCAAGGAGAGGAACUUCCACAUCCAAAGUCCAUGCUUCAGGCAACAGCUGAAGCUAAUAAUCUUGCUGCAGUAGCAGGAGCAAGAGAGAUCUAUUGCAAAAGUAUGGAGCAGGUAUGUGGUGGGGACAAGCCUUACAUUGCACCUUCAGAUCUGGAGCGAAAACACCUGGAUCUUAAGGAAGUGGCAAUUAAACAGUUUCGUUCAGUGAAAAAAAUGGGUGGAGAUGAAUUCUGCCGUCGUUAUCAGGACCAGCUUGAGGCUGAAAUUGAAGAAACCUAUGCAAAUUUUAUAAAGCACAAUGAUGGCAAAAAUAUCUUCUAUGCUGCUCGUACCCCUGCCACACUGUUUGCGGUCAUGUUUGCUAUGUAUAUAAUCUCAGGACUGACUGGCUUCGUUGGCCUAAACUCUAUAGCCGUCUUGUGUAACCUCGUCAUGGGGUUAGCACUGACGUCUCUUUGUACUUGGGCAUAUGUUAAAUACUCUGGGGAGUUCAGAGAAAUUGGAACAAUGAUUGAUCAGAUUGCUGAAACACUAUGGGAACAGGUAUUGAAGCCCCUGGGUGAUAAUUUGAUGGAGGAAAACAUAAGGCAGUCUGUAACAAACUCUAUCAAAGCAGGCCUGACUGACCAGGUGUCUCAUCAUGCCAGAUUAAAGACAGACUGACACUUCAUCUCCUCAUGGACUCCACUCUCCCUUUUUUUCAUGCUUGCUGUACAAUGAGAACUCAAAUAAAAAUAAACCAAAGUUUACAAUCAACUGUAGAAGUAGUUUAGUAUAACUGGCUUCACAGAUGGCUGCCACAGAGUGUGAAAUUGUUUGUUGGUUUUAAGCAUUGUGUUCAUGGCUCCUGAGACAUGAUGAUUGACUGAGGAGCAUUAGUUUAUCAUGCACACUGGUGCCAUGUUUAAUUCUUUUUUUUUUUUUUUUUCUGAUGUUAGUGAAAUUUGUCUUAUGUAAAAGGAUAUUUCAGGGAAAUAUUUUAAGAAAUCUAUUUAGAGUCUUUUUAACACAGUGUCCCAUUGAAAUUUUAAUUUUUAGAGAAGUUAUGAAUCACUGUAGCAAGAUUCAGAUUGGAAUGACAAUGAAGCCUUUAUUGAGCCACGACAUUAAAAGUAUAUAUUGCUUUACUGCCUUCAAUACCAGUAUUACAUAAAUGCAUGUAUCAGAAAUUUCACAGAAAUUACAUGACAACUCUUGUAGCUAAGAAAGUGAUUCUGAAGUGUACAUUUGUCUUGCCUUUUUAAAUUUAUAAACCUGCCCUAAAACGAGAUGCAUAUCUGGGAAACUAAACUGUCUUUAUGCAGUUUAGCCUUCAUGUAUAUAAAAUAUGCCAUUAAUUUUAUUGGGGGAGAAAUUCCAUCCAAAAAUGUUGCCUACAGCUAUGAGUUAAGAGUGUCUGUACAGUGUGUAGCUUUUAUUUUCUAAAAUCACAGAUAGGGCAUGUAUAUGAAUUAUAAAUAUAUAAAUACAAUUUUGUAUUAAAAGUUUUGUAGUUUAUGGCAAAAUCUGGUUCCGUGGUAGGCUAAUGAGUACAGUCCCUGUGAAGGAAUGUUUGUGGCUCAUGUCAGUGUAUGAAUGCAUAGACAAUUUGAAGUUUUUGAUAUAUUUGUGAUAUUUAUCUUCCUGAGCACUGCAGUCUCACUCCCCACCCCACCCCCCACCCUCGAGGGAAUUCAGUGGGAAUGUUUAUCGUGACUUUGUCCUCUGUUGCAUUUUAAAGUUAUUUUCUGUAAUUUAUUUUCAGUACAUAAUUAAAAAUUUGUUGCAUAUAUAAAAUGGAACUUGUGAUUCUUUUUUAAGGAAUUAUUCAAAUAUGUAUUCCAUUACAUAAACCUAUUUGUUUAUACUGAAAAGAGCAUGAGUGAGGAACACCCGUGUGAGAGCUGUAAGCUAUUGUACCUCAAAGCUAAGCUUGUAAACAGUUAUUUUUCUGUGUCUGUCUCCGUCAGGGAAAACUUGUGAUUAGCUAGGGGAUUUAUUAAUUUUCGUUUCUCUCUCUUUUUUUCUGGUAUAUGUAAGGCUAACAUUUUGCAGUACUUUUGUAGCCUUCUCUAUGAACACCUGUUUAAAGCACCUAGUUUGGUUUUUAAGUGAAGAGAACUCAGAUGUUGAGUUGCAUGGCUGAAAGCUCAAAAUUUACUUUGGUAUAUCUCUCCCCCCUCCCGCUUCAGAUCUUGUUUUUAUAUGGAUUGUGUUUGUUUCCAUCUAUUAUUAAACUGCUACCAACUCAUCUGUUCUUAAAGAGAAUACACCUGAAAAGUGUCUCAUUUCUUUUACUAUGUUUUAUGAAUGUUGUGGACUGUUUUUAUGAGUGGAAAAAAUAAAAAGUUUGUUGUAUAAUAGCAGUUCUUCUGAAAUUAAAGAGACACAGGUAA